AGCGUGGGGGCGGGGAGGAGAGGCGGCGGCAGCGUCCGAGCUACGCCACACAGGGCCGGGGUGCUGGGUGCUGGAGCCAAGAGCGGGGUCGUGGCGGCGGUGGUGAGAAGAGCGAGGCGGAGGGGGGGGUGCCAUGGCGGGACAGCAGUUCCAGUACGAUGACAGCGGGAACACCUUCUUCUACUUCCUCACCUCAUUCGUGGGGCUUAUCGUGAUCCCGGCCACAUACUACCUCUGGCCCCGAGACCAGAAUGCCGAGCAAAUUCGAUUAAAGAAUAUCAGAAAAGUAUAUGGAAGAUGUAUGUGGUAUCGUUUACGGUUAUUAAAACCCCAGCCAAAUAUUAUUCCUACAGUAAAGAAGAUAGUUCUGCUUGCAGGAUGGGCAUUGUUCUUAUUCCUUGCAUACAAAGUUUCCAAAACAGACCGAGAAUAUCAAGAAUACAAUCCUUAUGAAGUAUUAAAUUUGGAUCCUGGGGCAACAGUAGCAGAAAUUAAGAAACAGUAUCGUUUGCUCUCACUUAAAUAUCAUCCAGAUAAAGGAGGUGAUGAAGUUAUGUUCAUGAGGAUAGCAAAAGCUUAUGCAGCUUUAACUGAUGAAGAGUCGCGGAAAAAUUGGGAAGAGUUUGGAAAUCCAGAUGGCCCUCAAGCCACAAGCUUUGGAAUUGCCUUGCCAGCUUGGAUAGUCGACCAGAAAAACUCAAUUUUGGUUUUACUUGUAUAUGGAUUAGCAUUCAUGGUUAUCCUUCCAGUUGUUGUAGGCUCUUGGUGGUAUCGCUCAAUACGCUAUAGUGGAGACCAGAUUCUAAUACGCACAACACAGAUUUAUACAUAUUUUGUUUAUAAAACCCGAAAUAUGGAUAUGAAACGUCUUAUCAUGGUUUUGGCUGGAGCCUCUGAAUUUGAUCCUCAGUAUAAUAAAGAUGCCACAAGCAGACCAACAGAUAAUAUUCUAAUACCUCAGCUAAUCAGAGAAAUUGGCAGCAUUAAUCUAAAGAAGAAUGAGCCUCCACUUACCUGCCCCUAUAGCCUGAAAGCCAGAGUUCUUUUACUAUCUCAUCUUGCUAGAAUGAAAAUUCCUGAGACCCUUGAAGAAGAUCAGCAAUUUAUGUUGAAAAAAUGCCCUGCCCUACUUCAAGAAAUGGUUAAUGUAAUCUGCCAGCUAAUAAUAAUGGCCCGGAGCCGUGAAGAAAGGGAGUUUCGUGCUCCAACUUUGGCAUCCCUAGAAAACUGCAUGAAGCUGUCCCAGAUGGCUGUGCAGGGCCUUCAGCAGUUUAAGUCUCCCCUUCUGCAACUCCCUCACAUUGAAGAGGACAAUCUUAGGAGGGUUUCUAAUCAUAAAAAGUACAAAAUUAAGACUAUUCAGGAUUUGGUGAGUUUAAAAGAAUCAGAUCGUCACAAUCUACUGCACUUCCUUGAAGAUGAAAAAUAUGAAGAGGUUAUGGCUGUCCUUGGGAGUUUCCCAUAUGUGACUAUGGAUAUAAAAUCACAGGUAUUGGAUGAUGAAGAUAGCAACAACAUCACAGUAGGAUCCCUAGUUACAGUGUUGGUUAAAUUGACAAGGCAAACAAUGGCAGAAGUAUUUGAAAAGGAACAGUCGAUCUGUGCUGCAGAAGAACAGCCAGCAGAAGAUGGGCAGGGUGAUACUAAUAAGAACAAGACAAAAGGAGGAUGGCAGCAGAAGAGCAAAGGACCCAAGAAAACUGCUAAAUCAAAAAAAAAGAAACCUUUAAAAAAAAAACCUACACCUGUGCCCUUACCACAAUCAAAGCAACAGAAACAAAAGCAGGCAAAUGGAGUUGUUGGGAGUGAAGCUGCAGUAAAGGAAGACGAAGAAGAAGUUUCUGACAAAGGCAGUGAUUCUGAAGAAGAAGAAACCAAUAGAGAAUCCCAAAGUGAAAAAGAUGAUGGUAGUGACAGAGACUCUGAUAGAGAGCAAGAUGAAAAACAAAACAAAGAUGAUGAAGCAGAGUGGCAAGAAUUACAACAAAGUAUACAGCGAAAGGAGAGAGCUCUCCUGGAAACCAAAUCAAAGAUAACACAUCCUGUUUAUAGUCUUUACUUUCCUGAGGAAAAACAAGAAUGGUGGUGGCUUUAUAUUGCAGAUAGGAAGGAACAGACGUUAAUAUCUAUGCCGUAUCAUGUGUGUACACUAAAAGAUACAGAAGAGGUAGAACUGAAGUUUCCUGCACCAGGAAAGCCUGGAAAUUAUCAGUAUACGGUGUUUCUGAGAUCAGACUCCUAUAUGGGUUUGGAUCAGAUCAAACCCUUGAAGUUGGAAGUUCAUGAGGCUAAACCUGUACCAGAAAAUCACCCGCAGUGGGAUACAGCAAUAGAAGGGGAUGAAGACCAGGAAGACAGCGAGGGCUUUGAAGAUAGCUUUGAGGAGGAGGAAGAAGAGGAGGAAGAUGAUGACUAAGCAGUACUAUGAAUGGACCACAGUAUUUGCAGCUUUUUGCUGUUUUGGAAGUGUAUAAUAAACCAGAAACAGUGCAGAACUGAUGUUGAGGGAGGUGUUAGUUCUUUACUAGAAAUGGGUGCAUAAUAUAACUAGGCAGUGGUGAUGCCUUGGUACAGUCUGAAAAGUGCUUAAGGCUUGUUAAAGCCUUUCAAGUAUGGGAUGGUGCAUUUAUUUCAUCGGCAAAUGAUAAUAAACCCUUUGUUAUAACUGUCCAGAAAUGUGGGCUAUGUAUUAUCAAUUUAUGGUCCCAGUAAAAGUAAAGGUACAUGAAAACCAAUUUAUAAGUGAGCAGUUUUUCUUUGUUUAGCUUUAGUUUUCAGCAAACAUGAAAGUAUGGUAAACACCACACAUGUUUUUAGGAACAUCUGCUCAAGUUUUAAUCUUUUAAUAAGCUCUGUCAUUCAUUUAUUGACAUUUUGCAGUGACACAAGACUAUUUAUAACAGCUCCAUUCAUAGCUUUAAACUUUUUAUUUUUACCUGUCUUGGUCAUAAGUUGGCAUUCUGUCACAUUCCACAUAAUAUAGAGGGCUACAUUUGGGGAUUUUCCUUUUCUUAAUUGCCCAGAGUUAUCAGACAGAUUAUAAAAAAUGGCGUUUAAUGGCUUAAAACAUUUUUAAGCCUCUAUUUUAGCAGAUCAGUGCAGGAUCUAAUUCUUUUUAUAAGCUAUGGGUCUAAAAAUGAUUGUGGGACCAUAUGUUCUCUGAUGUUGGUGACUCAUGUUAUUAAACCUUUUUAAAAAGGUUCACUAUAAAAGCUGAAAUACAUUCUUAGCUUUUAAUCCACCUGACUCAGAAGCCUUUUAAGGAAAAAAAAAACCACAUAACUUGCAAAGGAGGCAUUUUUUUUGUAUUCAUUUUGGACUCCUGUCAAUAAAAUAGAAGUUUGACUCAUUUUAUGUUUGUAAUGGUGUGUGUCUUUUUACUUCCAGAGAAAGGAUAUAAUAGGAUAAUUCACUCUUUCAACUAAAAAUUUAAUAAUGUACAUUACUGCAGAAGUGAUCGCUAUUUCUGUAUGGUAUAGAAAAAUCCAUGUGUGGGAGGAAUUAUCCCCUCACACAUUGCAACCCAGAAGGAUAGUGCUUAUAAAGAGUAGAAAUGUAUACAUGAUGAAUCAUUCAGGUAAAAUGAAUAUUUUUAUUACUAGAUACUGAGGAGAGGCAUAUGUCUGUAAUAUUAUAAGACUGAUUGUAAUAAUCCUUGCCUAUCAAAAUCUCCAUAGGCCAAAGUACUGUUGGAAUACUAAUUUGUGACCUUAUUGAUUUAAAAGGUUGCCACAUUCCAUGCAGAAUUGGUAUUUUGUUACUGCAGUAGUUGGAAAUAAAAUUUGAAAA
This is a messenger RNA of Callorhinus ursinus (northern fur seal), 3789 nucleotides long. RefSeq names its product SEC63 homolog, protein translocation regulator (gene SEC63). Lineage: Eukaryota; Metazoa; Chordata; Mammalia; Carnivora; Otariidae. Gene Ontology annotation, biological process: SRP-dependent cotranslational protein targeting to membrane; post-translational protein targeting to endoplasmic reticulum membrane. The record is from RefSeq and is a predicted model, not a curated record. Gene Ontology annotation, molecular function: RNA binding; transmembrane protein transporter activity. Gene Ontology annotation, cellular component: Sec62/Sec63 complex.